Molecule: messenger RNA, 2579 nt
Organism: Alosa alosa (allis shad)
Lineage: Eukaryota; Metazoa; Chordata; Actinopteri; Clupeiformes; Clupeidae
Gene: pdcl
Product: phosducin-like
Exons: 4
Coding region: 111-1031 (306 amino acids)
Biological process (GO): regulation of G protein-coupled receptor signaling pathway
Source: RefSeq, a predicted model, not a curated record
UCUAGGUCUCUGUGUCCGGAAGUGUAGCGUUGCUCUUGUGAGGUGGACUGGACGUCGUAAAACAGCAGUUGGAUUACUGUGGAUAUUUCCAAAUAUAUAUUGUGGUAGCCAUGACUACAUUGGAUGACAGGCUCCUGGGCGAGAAGCUGCAGUACUACUGCAGCAGCAGUGAGGAUGAGGAUAGCGACCACGAGGAAGAUGAAAUGGGCUCUAAAACCAUCCGUGACCAGGCAGUGGUGGAGCCAGAGGUGGACUACAGUCCGGAUGGCUCUGCUGUCAACACAGGACCAAAGGGUGUGAUAAAUGACUGGCGGAAGUACAAACAGUUGGAGACAGAGCAAAAAAAGGAGCAGAAGAAAGAGAUGGAGAAACUGAUCAAGAAGCUGAGCAUUACCUGCCGGUCACAUCUGGAUGAAGAGAAGGACAAAGAGAAACAAAAGAAGCUGCAGGACAAAAUCCGUGGCAAGCUUGGAGUGAAGGAGAUGGAUGAGGACGAGGAUGAGGACGCAGACGAUGAGGAGUUCCUGGAGCAGUACCGACAGCAGCGCAUGGCCGAGAUGCGGCUGGCCCUGGACGGUGGCCGGCGCUUCAACCAGGUGGUGGACAUUGGCAGCGGUGAGGAGUUCUUGCAGGCGGUGGACGAGGAGGGUCGCGGCACGCUGGUCAUCAUCCACAUCUACGAGCCUGAGGUGCUGGCCUGCCAGGCCAUGGAAGGCUGCUUGCUGUGCCUGGCCCAGCAGUACCCGCUGGUCAAGUUCUGUCGCGUGCUGGGCUCCGACAUCGGCACCAGCGAGCAGUUCCGCACCUCGGCACUGCCCGCCCUGCUGAUGUACCGCAACGGCGAGCUGGUGGGCAACCUGGUGCGUGUCAGCGACCAGCUCGGCGAAGACUUCUACGCCACAGACGUAGAGGCCAUGCUGCAGGAGUACGGCCUGUUGCCCGACAAGUACGCCCAUUCAACACUCAACGCCGGCUGCCAAUGGAAGCAUCCGGAACAGCAACCUCCCGCAGCUCAGCGACUCCGACAGUGACUUGGACUUAGACUAGAUACCCUCCAUACCUGACCAUACCUGGACACUCUCUCAGACGUCACAUGUACACAUGAAAACGUACUCACACAUAUGCACACCAACCACAAGCAGACAUGGUUGUCAGGUCAGUCUUUGUUGGCUAAGCUGUUAUCUCUGCAGCUGCAGAGACCAGGGGGACCAUUACUAACAUGAUAUUUAAUGCAGCUUUUCGUUUUAGCUUUCUUAUCCAAGCAUACAUAUUAAUAAACACACCAUUAAAUGCUGGAGGUGGUAAAAGUCAGCUACCAAUAUGUUUCUGUGUGCGACAGUUGCCUGGUAUUGCCCUUUGGAUGUGUAGUAUGAAAAAUGCAACUUUUGUUUUGUUUUUGUAAGUCCUAUAGUCAUUCCUAUAAUUAAGAAUAAUGGUUUGAAUGAGCUCUUAACUGUUUACUGUAAUAGUAACUGGGACCUCAUAGUGAUGAUGUUAUACCUAGAGCUGCUAAACCUGCAGACAAAGGGCAUUGCAGAGACCAGUAGUAAGGUUAGGUAUAAGCUGUCAGUUCAUUUCAUUCUUUAACAGAGCUUGACAUGAAUCUAUUUGUUUGGGAUUUUCUCCACUAGCAAUACACAUGCUCAGUGCUCAAGGAACAUUUUCUUUCUACUUCAUGUGUUUACCUAUAUGCUAACAUUGGUAUGGAAGUGCAUAGCCUAGUUGCUAUUGGUCAUUUACAUGUGUUAGGAGCAAAUCUUUUGUGUGUGUGUGUGUUCGUUCGGGAUGGGCGUUAUAGACUUACAAUAACAUAUUUUAUGGUAUUUUUUUGCGACCAUAAUAUAAAUGAUGUUAUAUUACUAUUCACCUUAAUAUUUUCCACAGCCACAAGUCACAUCAGCUUACAGGUUUGAAAUCUGCAUAAACACAACAAAUAAAACUUGAUCCUGACCAUCAUCAGCAAUGAACUCCACUUCCUCAUGUACAGUUUGAACUCAGCAUUCAGUCAUGCUUGUUCUCCUUCUACACGAGAGCUGCCCACCUUGCAACACAUAUAAACAUGCCAUCACCUAUAUUGGGAUAUGACAAAUUCUGAUCAUGGGGAGUAAUGCAACCAGGAUAUCAACAGUAAUACAAUUUGGUCCAUCCCGUGUGCGUGUGUUUGUGUGUACUAUUCUUAGAAUCAGAGAAUUUAUAUGAGAACAUAUCAAAUAUCACUGUUUAUUGAGCAUACUGGAUGGUUCCAUUCUUCAUUUGACAGACAUAAGCACAAGCACUCAUGUGGCAGAGAGUAACAGCAUGGCACAUCUUAGCACGAGUUCACAACCCUGUGAGAUCUUCUCCACCAUGUUGACAGUGUAUGUGUGUGACGGUUUCUCAGUCAGAAAUAUGAAUUCAUUACCUGAUAAUGCAAAUAUGUUCCUUAUGUAAAUUAGGUAAAGUAUUUAUUCCUGAAAGCAUGUGCUUAGUUCCUGAAAUAUCUUGUAUUGACUUUAGGUCCCCUGCUAUAAUGUGUGGUUGAUAUCUCAGUUUUGUAUUUUUAACCUUGAUGUGUUUGUGCAAAUAAAAAUGAAAAAAUA